Ceraceosorus guamensis is the source of this 1859-nucleotide messenger RNA. RefSeq lists its product as hypothetical. The record is from RefSeq and is a predicted model, not a curated record. Bases 184 to 1638 code for a protein of 484 amino acids. The transcript is spliced from 2 exons. Lineage: Eukaryota; Fungi; Basidiomycota; Exobasidiomycetes; Ceraceosorales; Ceraceosoraceae.
CGUCGGCUUCUCAUCCAGGGCAAGUACAGCAGUUGCCUGCCUGCAUUCCCUUAAAGUAAGCCUUGCUCUCCCUUGCCUCAUUCCCACGACGCUUCCACGUUCGUCUUUGCCCGGUUUCUCUACAAGUCCUUCUGCCAUUCACUUGGCGAUCUACGGAUACCCGCGACCCAUCGCUUGCUCAUCAUGUCUUUCGAACCAUACGUCGAUGGAGGCCACUUGAUCCUCUCUCCAAGUGGCCACUACAUUCCCGCCGAUACGCUGCAAAGGGAAUAUCACGUCGAAGUUUUCCGAUAUGCCUUGAUCGCCAUCUACGCCAUGUACCUCUGGGAGUGGAUCGUGACCCUGCACGAAGAGGUGGCGAGAUGGAAGGAGUUGCUCAAGGGCCAAUUCUUGCCCGUCAACAUCUGCCUGCUGGUCUCCCGCUAUUCCACCAUUGCUGCUCUUGUCGCUUCAGCCGUCGUCUUUUUCGGCGACUCUGUGCCGAACUGCCAAGCUGGUCUAAAUCUGGUCUACGUCUUCUUCCAGCCAGGUCAAAUCUGCCACGUCAUCAUCUCCGUGCUCCGAGUCCAUGCCUUGUCCAACGGAUCAAAUCAAAUUUGGCGCCCUCUUUCCGUGCUCGGCUUCGUCACCUGCGUCAUUUGGAUUGCCGCGAUUCCCUUCUUCAAGGCUGGUCCAGUCGAGCCGGCCAUGGCGGUCCACUACCAGCCUGUUUGCCAGCCUCUUCCAUCACCCGCGUUCCGUGUGAUGGGCUGGGGUGCAGCGGCUGGAUUCGACAUUAUCAUGUACGUCGUGUCAACCAUGCUCAUCUCUUCGCGCCUCCUCAGCGCAUUCAGUCCUAAGGCCAAGCGAUUCAUGCACGACACCACCACUUUCCUGUUCUUGGUCUCCAUCACUGCCAACUUGUCUUGCUUCUUCACCAUCCUUUUCUACAAGAACCUCAUUCUGGCCAACGUGCCCAUCCCUAUCCAAUUCGUGCUCAAUUCGGUCGUCGCUACUCGUAUCGUCUUGCACACGGACGUUUGGAUGGACAGAGGCAAGACUGGUCUGCUCGUCUUGCCCCGCUCUACCGACAUCAACCACAGAGGCUUGGGCCCCGCAGGCAAGCCGUACUCGGAGAACGAUAUUGCGAUCGCGUUGGGCGGCGCACGCGCUGCACCUCGCGCGAGUCAAGCGUCUGCCGGGUACGUCGAGGGUGGAGGAUUCGAGGCACCGUUCAUCGACAGGCCAUACGACGGUCACAGGAGGGGUAGCAACAGCAAAGUCGAGGGUGCUUUGCGCUUCUUCAACCGACGCGACGCUUCUCACACCACUUUCCACCACGGUCACCCCCUGACACCGAGGACGGACAGGAGCGCGGAAGAUGCUAGCGUGGAGGUGAUGAAGACCGACGAAGCGGGCGCACCCUCAUUCAUCAUGGAGACCACGCCCACUUUCGUUCCGGCCGACUCGCCCCCCACACGGCAUAUUCGUCCUAGCACGGCUACGUCCAGCAUCCGCAACUUUGGUGGCGACGAGCGAGAGCGCCAAACUUCUGGACACUCUUCGCAACCCUCGCGAUCGGGCGCGCAGUCAGUUCCGGCGCGCGACAAUGACGGAAGGCUGCGCAUCACGACUGAGAUUCUCACCACGCGAGAAUGAUGCGAUGAAUUAUUGCGUUUCGUCCUACUUAACACUGGUCCUUUGCAGCGCUUGCUCGCUUUUCGCUUCUCUCUGCCUCCCUGUCAAGCGCGAUGCACGCUGCUCAAACACCCAACAUAAUCUCAUUCCAGACGUAUCACCACGACCCGCGUUGCUCGAUCUCUUGUAUUCUAUCAUCGUGCCUGCUGCCACAUUUAAAGAUGCGUCUGCCGUCUCUUGGU